AUGACAGAUGCGCUGGAUGAAUAUUCUGGGGGUGUUAGCUGCGCGGGGAGAAAGAUAGUUGACCUACGUUUUGCAGAUGACAUUGACUUAGUAGAAAAGAGUGCAAGUGGCAUUCAGGAGAUCACCAAAAGACUAGAGAAAACUGCAAAGAAAUACGGAAUGGAUAUUAGCACAGAGAAAAGUAAAGUGAUGGUUGUUGGAAAACCAGAGAACACCUAUGGCCAAGUAGCAGAUGUGAUGGUGGAUGGAAUCAAGCUUGAGCAGGUCAAGAGUUUCACCUACUUAGGCUCAACACUCACGGAUAAUGGGAGAUCAGAAAAAGAAAUUCGAAUAAGAAUUGGAAAAGCUACUAGCUCACUGGCAUCGCUGGACAACAUCUGGAGGGCUAGAAAUGUAAGCAUGAAAAACAAGAUACUGUUAAUGAGAUCAAUCAUAAUGAGUACUCUUUUGUACGCCUGCGAAAGUUGGACAGUUAGCAAGCAAGACGAGAAGAGGUUGCGGGCAUUUGAAAUGAAGAAAUACAGAAGAUUGUUAAGGAUCACCUGGAAAGACAAGAGAACGAAUGAAUGGGUCAAGGAUAGGAUAUGUGAGCUUUGUGGAUAUGAGCCAAAAAAUCCUCGCACCUACAAGAAAGACACUUUGAGGCUUGCAGGCUUGCGAAAAACAGAUGUGAAUAGAAUAGCAAAUACAUCUGAUGGCUGUUACACCUGUUAG
Penaeus monodon (black tiger shrimp) is the source of this 714-nucleotide messenger RNA. RefSeq lists its product as uncharacterized. The record is from RefSeq and is a predicted model, not a curated record. NCBI's taxonomy places the organism in Eukaryota, Metazoa, Arthropoda, Malacostraca, Decapoda, Penaeidae. Bases 1 to 714 code for a protein of 237 amino acids. The transcript is spliced from 2 exons.